Molecule: messenger RNA, 1104 nt
Organism: Penicillium chermesinum
Lineage: Eukaryota; Fungi; Ascomycota; Eurotiomycetes; Eurotiales; Aspergillaceae
Product: glycoside hydrolase family 88/105 protein
Exons: 1
Coding region: 1-1104 (367 amino acids)
Biological process (GO): carbohydrate metabolic process
Source: RefSeq, a predicted model, not a curated record
AUGGCUUGGGAGCGGCCGUCCCAGGCCGACAUACACAGCGCGGUGCGCCUGUUGAUUGACAACCUCGUCAAAAUUAAAGAUGAAACGGGCAAAUUCCUCCUUCACCUCGACGACGGCCGUAUCAUUGAUACAAAGUCGUGGCAUGGCUGGGAAUGGACCCAUGGGAUUGGCCUGUACGGCGUGUGGAAAUACUACGAGAUCACCGGAGACCCCAACCUGCUCAAGAUCAUCGAGGACUGGUUCCAGAGGAGAUUCGCCGAGGGCGGUACCACCAAGAAUAUCAACACGAUGGCCCCGUUCCUGACUCUGGCAUAUGUAUAUGAGAAGACAGGCAAUCCGACUUAUUUGCCCUGGCUGGACGCGUGGGCCGAGUGGGCGAUGUACGACCUCCCCCGCACUCGCUACGGCGGCAUGCAGCACCAGACAUACAACACCGAGAACUACCAGCAGUUAUGGGACGACACGCUCAUGAUGACCGUCCUGCCGUUAGCCAAGAUCGGGAAGCUACUGAGUCGGCCGGAGUACAUUGCUGAAGCCAAGAGGCAGUUCCUCAUUCACAUCAAGUAUUUAUUCGACACGAAGACCGGGCUGUUCUUCCACGGCUGGACGUUCGAAGACGGCGGCCACAACUUCGCAGAUGCCCGAUGGGCUCGCGGAAACAGCUGGGUCACAAUCGCUAUCCCCGAGAUUAUCGAGUUACUGGAUCUCGACCCAGCAGACCCCAUUCGGUCGCACCUGAUUGCCAGCCUUGACGCCCAGUGCGAGGCGCUCGAGCGCAUGCAGUCGGAAUCCGGUGGCUGGCACACCGUCCUCGAUCACCCAGACUCUUACCUCGAGGCUUCGGCGACUGCGGGUUUUGCCUACGGCAUCCUGAAAGCUGUUCGGAAACGAUACCUCGGGCCCCAAUAUCGACAGGUGGCAGAGAAGGCGAUCAAAUCCGUUCUGGCUAAUAUCGACAGUAAAGGAGAACUUCAGAAUACCAGUUUUGGUACACCCAUGGGGGACACUGUUCAAUUCUACAAGGAGAUUCCCUUGACCUCCAUGCCAUACGGCCAAGCGAUGGCGAUCAUGGCGCUUGGUGAAUACGUCCGCACGUAUCUUUAA